Callorhinus ursinus (northern fur seal) is the source of this 2293-nucleotide messenger RNA. The record is from RefSeq and is a predicted model, not a curated record. Lineage: Eukaryota; Metazoa; Chordata; Mammalia; Carnivora; Otariidae.
UGGUAGACUUUAUUUCUUUAAGGCCAGUUUUAGUUUUUCAGAUAAGUUGAGCAGAAAGUAGUUUCUCCUAUUAUUAAACUUUCUCUUAUUAAUGACAACUUGCAUUGGUGAGGUACAUUUGUUACAAUUGAUGAGCUAGUGUUUCCACAUUAUUCUUUAUUGAAGUCCAUUGUUUAUUUUAGGCUUCACUCUUCGUAUACAGUUGAGUUUUGCUAAAUGCAUAAGGCCACGUAUCCACAAUUAUAGUGCAUACAGAAUAGUUUCAUUGUCUGGUACUCCACCUCCAAUAAUUUCUUUUCAGUUAACGCCACUGUGUGGUGAGAACGCUGUCUUCCCCAUCCCUCUUUGGCCUUCACGGAAAUGAAAUGACUUUUUAUCCCACUGGCCCUUUUUCCUUAUUUGUGUAUCUGUCUCCUAAUUUGUAAGGUCUCUGGAGAGUCAGCCCGAGGUCUCCUGAUAAGCUUCCUAAAGAUCAUGGCCCCCCUGCUUGGGAUGGACUGCAAGGGAUCUAACAUGAAGAAGACAGCCCAGGAAACAGACUAAAUCUUUCUAGAAGCAGUGUGAGGAAGACAGAAACCGUCCCCCUCCCUGGACUGGCCAAGCCACCGGCCCAGCGCUGCUACCACCAUGCCCAAGAGAAAGGCAAAAGGCGAUGCUAAAGGUGACAAAGGGAAGGUGAAGGAUGAGCCACAGAGGAGAUCGGCACGCUUGUCUGCUAAACCGGCUCCUCCAAAACCAGAACCCCGGCCCAAAAAGGCCCCUGCGAAGAAAGGAGAGAAGCUGCCCAAAGGGAGAAAGGGAAAAGCGGAUGGUGGCAAGGAGGGGAACAACGCUGCAAAGAACCUAGAUGCUUCCACAGUCCAGCCACAGAAAGCAGAAGGCAGUGGGGAUGCCAAGUGAAGUGUACUCUUUUUGAUAGCUCUGUACUUCUAGAGACUCUACUGUUCGAAAUACUAUUUUUCUUUAAUCAAGUUUUAUAAAAAUGUAGAAUUUGGGUUUGUUUUUUUUUUUCCCCCCAAACUUAUGUUGUUAGCAUACAAGACACGUUGUUUUUUGUGGUAAGUGCAGAUACCACUAAUAGAAUGUCUCAGAAGCUGGACUGAAAUGGGGAAGAUGGGAUCUUCUGUCCUUGUUUUUGAAGAUUAUUCUUGGCUCCCAGGAGAGAUUCUCUGACUUUCACACAUGUCAGCCGCUUUGGCUUAGAAGCCUUACAGCAUAGAGAAGCAAAACUUCAUGUCUUCUUUCCUGAUGCCAUCAGCGUAUACUUGACUUCCUGAAAUAGUUGUGAUGUGGCCUUGGCCCCCCUAAAAUCCUGUGUCGGGUAACAAUACCCAGGCUUUCUGUUGAUAACAUCGAGAUGGUGUAGCCCUAAAGAGCCAAGAUUCCUGUUUGUAGUUGCUGGAUCAUCCCAUUGAUAAUCUUAAGAGUUUUUAGUCCCUUUCUUCCAUGUCCGAGUUGACCUGUGAAAGAUCUUACAUGCCUCUUGUGAAAUACCCACCCCUUCUGAGAACUCCGCCUUUUCAAAACAGCAACAGAAGACUGUUGACUUUUGGGGAAGGGGAGUUUGAAAGUUGUAAAACGUUAUGGAUUGUCAACUAUGUCCUCCUGGAAGUAACUGGUUUUGAAAAGUAUCUGAUAAAGCUGAAUACAAAUUGGCUUGGUGGUAGGGGGAUCAUUUCCUACCCAAAGUCAUAGAGAUAUUCUUUACUGCAUUGUAAACAUUUUAUAGUCUUUUCACAUUUGUCUUUAGUCUGCUUUGAACUGAUUUUUGUGAAAAGUAGGAGAUAGAAGUUCAAUAUAAUAUUUUUCCCAUGUGGGUAAGUGGUGGUUGUCCCAGCACCAUCCUCUGAAUACUUAAUUCUUUCCCACUGACCUAUAACACCAGCUCUUUCAUAAAUAAAGUCUCUGUGUGGGUGGGUCUGUUGAUGAUUUCUAUUCUGACUCACUGGUCAGUUUGUCUAACCUUGUGGCAGUACUAUACAACCCUGAGUACUACAACUUUAGAAAACAGUUUGAUAUCUCAGGACAAAUCCCACCUCCAAAAAAAUUACCACCGAAUUUUUCUUCCUCGGGAGUGUCUUGGCUAUUAGCCAUUUGCUCUUCUGUACAACUUUUGAAUUGGAUUGACAAGUUCUAAAACAAAACAAAAAUGUUGGAAUUUUUAUUGGAUUUGUAUUGAAUUUAUAGACUAAAUACGAUGUUGAGUCUUCCAAUCCGUGAACAUGAUAUACUUCUCCAUUUAUUUAGCCUUUUUAAAUGUCUUUCAAUAAAGUUUUAUAAUUUUCUCCAUAAA